Molecule: messenger RNA, 1851 nt
Organism: Onychomys torridus (southern grasshopper mouse)
Lineage: Eukaryota; Metazoa; Chordata; Mammalia; Rodentia; Cricetidae
Product: preferentially expressed antigen in melanoma-like protein 7
Exons: 5
Cellular component (GO): cytoplasm
Source: RefSeq, a predicted model, not a curated record
AUGAGCUUCCAGGCCCCACCCACACUCCUGCACCUGGCAGUACAAAGCUUAGUGAGCAAUGAGACCUUGGCCAUCUCUACUCUGCAGGACCAGCUAAUGGAGUUAUUUCCCAUACUGCUGAAGGAAGCCAACACUCAGAGAAAACCAGAGAUGAUUAAGGCCCUGGUGACAGACUGGCCCUACCCUUGCCUUUCUGUUGGGUUGCUGAUGAAGAACCCCAGCUUGGAGAACUACCAAGCUAUGUUGGAUGGAGUAGGCACAUGGCUGCAAAGAGAGUCUCCCCCUGGAGGGCAGAAUCUUCAAGUGGUUGACUUGAGGAAUGUGUUCCAUGAUUUCUGGGAUGUGUGGACUGGAGGAGAUGGUAGAAACCGCUCAACAGAAACUUUGCCUGAGGAGCUAGUAAUGGAGGGCCUUCCUCAACGCACACUGAGGAGGCAGCGUUUGAUGGUUUUCACUGAUCUUUACCUACCUGCAGAUAAAUACCAAAAACAUUUAUUGAAAUGGGCAGAGAAUAUAAGUGGUUCUCUGAAAUUGUGCUGUGUGAGUCUGAUGAUUGGUACAGAAGAAGGCGGCCCUGUCAAGAAGGUCUUCCAAAUUUUACAGCUGCAGUUCAUCAAGGAGUUGGAACUGAAUACAGUGGGUGAUCUCUCCAUACUGGCCAGUUUUGUACCUUUUAUCAACAAGAUGAGAAAUCUUCACAAAAUCCUGCUAGUCCGUGUCUUCCGAGACCACACCCACACUCCUGCAACUGAGAGGGAUGAGAUGUAUGUCCGCAAGAUCAUUUCUCUGUUCUCCAAACUCAACCGUCUCAAGCAUGUCACCAUAGAUGAUGUCUAUUUCCUCAAUGACCACAUGAAACAGUUGCUUAGGUGCCUGAGGACCCCGUUGGAGUCCCUGUCCAUCUCUUUCUGCAAUUUCUCACAGUCAGACUUGGAGUCCUUUGCCCAGUGGGGUCACUGUCAGCUUAAACAUCUGUACCUGAGAGGUGUCAAUUUAAGUGAUUUGAAUUUCAUGCCUCUCACAGUUUUCUUACAGAGUGUUGCAGACACUCUGCUGACCCUGGAAUUGGAAGAUUGUAGGAUGAAGGACCCUGACCUCAGGCUCCUUCUCCCUGCCCUGAGCCAAUGCUCCCUGCUGACCAGCAUCAAUCUCUACGACAAUGAAAUCUCCACCAAUGCCCUGAAAGACCUUCUGUACCACACUGCCAACCUAAGCCAGCUGACCAAGGAGCUGUACCCUGCUCCUAAAGAAGUCUAUGAUCACUCUGGUUAUGUCAAGGUAGUGGAAUUUUCCCAAUGUUGUGCUGAGCUGAAGAGCACACUUGUCAAUGUACGUCAGCUUAGGUCAAUCUGCUUUGGUAGCAAUCCCUGUUUAGACUGUGUUUUCUUACAGAGUGUUGCAGACACUCUGCUGACCCUGGAAUUGGAAGAUUGUAGGAUGAAGGACCCUGACCUCAGGCUCCUUCUCCCUGCCCUGAGCCAAUGCUCCCUGCUGACAUGCAUCAAUCUCUACGACAAUGAAAUCUCCACCAAUGCCCUGAAAGACCUUCUGUACCACACUGCCAACCUAAGCCAGCUGACCAAGGAGCUGUACCCUGCUCCUAAAGAAGUCUAUGAUCACUCUGGUUAUGUCAAGACAUAUGAGCUGCAGAGGCUCCUGAGAGGACCCCAAGGAAGCCCCUCCCUUGCCGUCUUGGUCACCGGUGUGGCAUCCCCUGUAUGGGCUCCUGCCACCAGCACAGCCACAGAGCAUAGGGUCAGCCCUGUGGCCACAGCAGGGGGACCCGGGGCUGGAGCUGCCCCUAUGGGCAUGGCCCAGUGGCAGCGCCAGCCAGGGAAUCUGUGGAGCUGC